Molecule: messenger RNA, 1007 nt
Organism: Mucor mucedo
Lineage: Eukaryota; Fungi; Mucoromycota; Mucoromycetes; Mucorales; Mucoraceae
Exons: 6
Coding region: 142-858 (238 amino acids)
Biological process (GO): carbohydrate metabolic process
Molecular function (GO): hydrolase activity, acting on carbon-nitrogen (but not peptide) bonds
Source: RefSeq, a predicted model, not a curated record
ACCUAUUGUAGAAGACAAAUAUAACUUGGGUCAUCGUAUCUAAACACAGAUUGAAUUGCUUUUUUGUUUGUUGUAUAAUUUUAUAUAAAAGUAGACACAGUUUCUUGAUUUUUUCCUCCCUCAGUUUCCCACAACUUCAAAAUGUCAUUUGUAUCUAAAGUAUUUAGUAAGACAGCCCUUCUCGUUGGAUCUGUAGCCAUUUUGGCUAGCAGUUUGGUAUCCGCACAAUCGAUGAUUCAAAAUUGUAAACCUGGAUAUGUAGCUAUUACAUACGAUGAUGGACCAAAUAUUUACACAUCUGAACUUGUCAAAUUACUGGACUCCAAUGGUGUCAAGGCCACUUUCUUCAUUAACGGUGAUAACUUUUUACAAUUAAAUGACAGUGUAAUUGCUCAGGAAGCUCUUAAGAAUGCUUAUAACUCUGGCCAUCAAAUUGCUAGUCAUACCUGGUCUCACCAAAACUUGGACGAGAUUGAUGGCAGUAAAUUUGACAGCGAAAUUGUCAAAUUGGAGCAAAUUGUUCAACAGUUUGUUGGUAAAAGACCUGCAUAUAUCAGACCUCCUUAUGGCGCCGCUUCGGAGACUACCGUCAAGAAACUCAACGAUAAGGGUUACCAAGUUAUUGAAUGGUCGACUGACACUAAAGAUUACGAGAGUCAUAAUACUGAGACCGAGAUUGAACAUGUGAAAGGCUCCUUCACGAAAGCUAACCUUGAUAAUGGAUUUAUUAUCUUAGCUCACGAUGUCUAUGAGCAAACCACUACUGAUUUGACUAAAGCCUUAAUCAAGUAUAUUAAAGAUGAAGGUUUUAAAUUCUGUACAGUUGCUGAAUGCGUCGGUCAACCCGCAUAUAAGUAACAAUGUUGUAACCAAUAUUCUACCCGGACAUCUGUACCGAUUAGAUUUAUACUAUCCUACUUGCUUUUUUUUUAUUGAAAGCAGUGCAUUUUUCAUGUAGAAGAGUUUUAUAAUUUAUUUUUAUUCUUACAAUAAUAAUCACAAGAGUU